Molecule: messenger RNA, 2808 nt
Organism: Anisakis simplex (herring worm)
Lineage: Eukaryota; Metazoa; Nematoda; Chromadorea; Rhabditida; Anisakidae
Source: the annotation of a GenBank genome assembly
AUGGAGAAAGCAGCCAGAACUCAUGUUGUUUUACCGAAACGAUACGUGAAUGCAUCAAGGAAACACCCUCGAGUUGCUGGUUAUUAUACCAAUGAUUUUGCAAGUGGAGCAGGACCUUUGAUUGGUGGUACAGCAGGUGGAAGCUCUUUUGCUGCAAACACAGGGGUUAAUUCGGUUGGAACAGGAGCUUUUGGAGCCAAUAGACCCACGUCAGCACUAGCCGUGCCUUCGAUGGACUUCAAUCCAGCACUGCUUGGAGGCAGAAUUGGAAAUCCAGGCGUUUUGUUACGUGUGAAUAUGCCUACCUUCAUGUAUGCCACACAGCUGAUGCGACAAAUUCUCGACAGAGAGAUUGUUAAGGCGAAAAUUCCACCGAUCACGCAAGAAGUGAAAGAGGUGAAGUUAAUGCUGGAAUGCCAAGCAUUUAUCUUAAUGAUGGUGUUACUUGAAGAGGAUAUUAAUGAUCAGGAUAAGAAGAUCAUGAUAUCAGACUCACGGAACUCAGUUAUUCAGAUAGCCGGACGUAUAACAGUGUGCAACAUUCACGUCUCAUCGUACCGUCCUCCGUGCGAACUUGGUGUGGUACCUCUGGCUCCGAAUCACUUGUUGUUAUCAGUUCAUGAUUUGGACGUUGGGGUGAGUUUCUACCCAAAUAAAUCCGUAACGUUCACACUUUUUCCCGUGCUUCGGCGAAUGGCUGCACAGAAAGUGCAAGAGAUGGUACCAGAGCAGCUGUGUAAGGCAGUUCCGAAAAUGGUCAACGAAAAAGUGAAUCCACUAUUUAGGAAACUACCUCAGGGCAUUCCAUUCUCGCAGAUUCUUUCAAUGGCUGGCGGGUUGUUUGGUCCAGAUAUACCUCCAAUUUGUUACUCAGACAUGUGUCAAAAGCGUAACGCCCCUCCAACUACUACGUUAGCACCGCUGCCCCCUCUCGAUCAGUCGUCGAAUCUACCCCCAGAUGUACCUCCUCCUCCGGCCCUUGACGCGAAACCAAACGCGAAACCCUUACCAGUGUCCACAAACACGAACUCAAUUUCCACAACAUCGUUCGGAAAGAAGCCUCUGCCCUCAAUUGGUGAUGAACAAUAUCGAUGGAGACGUGCUCAUGCAGCUGGACGAUCAGCUAAGACCUUCGUACCUGGUCGAGCAGCAGCUCGUAAUUCAGUUGUCAGAUCGAAACGUUCCCCGAUGACCUUCCACAAUAAUCCGGCUCCACCUCAGGCUCAAAAACUGCUUCGAUCACCGACAUACUCAAACCAACAACAGAAUCAAAAUCAGCGAACACAUAAGAAUAAUGCUGCAACGAUCUCAUCAAAGCAUUACGUUAAUCACAAUCUCAAUUCCAAUCAACAACAGUUUAAGUCAAAUGCACAACUGAACCAAGUACUGCGUAAUAAUGGUACAUUUGCAAAGGCACUCGGAACGGCCGUUGGCACGGCGUUCAGUUUUGCAGCCAGAUCAGCGCUUGGAGGACAGAGCGUAAUCGGUAGCAAUAUCAAUAGUUUCGGCGCUAGGUUCAAUGGUGGAGGUAUCGGCGGAGGUGGGGGACCGAUCAGUAUGAGCCAAGUGGGCAUGCGAGAUGUGGUCGGGUUUAGAGGAGGUGAUCCGUGUGCGGUAUGUCCACCGGGCACCGAUAACGACCCACUUGGUGCAGUGAUGAGCUUAUUGAAGAGUUCGUUCGAUUUCCGGCGAUUGUCAGAUUUGGUGCUCUCAUUGAGACUGCUGAAUGGUUAUAUGACACCGAAUAGUAUGAAUUUGAUGGUGAGCGGUGAAUUCAGUCCAGGCGGUUACGGAGGCACUCCGUUCGGUCCAUAUCCAAUGCAGUUCCCAUCACCCGUUGGGAAUCGCAUGGUUGAAGCGUUGAUCAGUGAUUACACGAUAAAUUCAUUGCUUUAUUGGAUGCAUAGGUUCGAUUUUUUAAAAGAAUCACUUUCAUUGAAAGGAUUCCUUGGUUUCCGAUUAGGUCCAAAUACACCAAAAAUUGGCGCCUUGCUCAAAACAACAUGUUCAAGUGACGAUUAUGACUAUUCCAGUUCUGAAGAAACCUCUGCUACUGAAGACGAAGACACUGACACAGACAAAGGUGAUGCAGAUUUGGCGUCUGAUACGGAUAAAGCAGAUACUGCUAAGGAAGAUACUGCUAAGGAGGAUACUGAUACCGAUGAUGAGGAAAGGAUGGGCCGAAAGGUGAGAAAAGUUGGUAAGCGACGACUGAAAAGAUGGCGGCGAUUAUCUAUGUUGAAGUGGUUCAAACGACCGAAACGUCAAGGACUGUCGUCGUUGGAUUUGGCAGAACUGGGCGUGUGUUUGGGCGAUAUCAUGCCUGCGAUCUCCGAGAAAUAUCCCAAUAAGAACCUGACUUUGUUCGUGCACACUGCACGGGCACCGUCGAUUCUGUUGGGACGAGGAGGUCAAGUAACAGUGGAUUUGAUGGCACUUGUGGACAUGUACAUAGAUGGAACGAAUAAUCGUAUUGGGACACUGCUGAUAACGACGGUUAUCGAUCUGACUGCGAGAAUCGUUGGACAGCGAUUAACUGGAAAAGCCAAAUUGGAUGUGUUGAAAUUUGUUGAUAAAGAUAAAACAUUGGGUACUUCGGACUCCUCGUUGAACACCUUGGCUGGUAUAGCCAAAGGCAUGAUCGCUGGAGCAGCUAAUAAGCAACUAGAAAAAGGAAUGGAUCUGAAGAUGCCACAACUGAGUGGACUUCCAGUCCAGAUCAUUAAUCCACAAAUUGCUUUGGUCGAUCAUGCCAUAUAUCUUGGUGCAGAUUUUAGUAUAUCUCCGUUGUUGCUUCAAUCUUUGUGA